This is a messenger RNA of Owenia fusiformis, 772 nucleotides long. NCBI's taxonomy places the organism in Eukaryota, Metazoa, Annelida, Polychaeta, Sabellida, Oweniidae. The record is from the annotation of a GenBank genome assembly.
AACUCAAAAAGGAUAUAACUGCUCUUAAAGAUGGAAUGACAAGUAUACUUAACUCUAUUAAAGAUAUCAAAGUGGAAUCAACACAUACAGGACCAACAUCCAGUACAACCAAACAGCAUGAUGGAUUGUCAAAAGACUGCAGUGAACUGUCUGAUGGAGUGACUAAUAUAACAACAGAGAGUGGACAGGAAUUUGAAGCCAAAUGUGAAGAUGGCUGGCUCUAUAUAACAGUAAGAAAAGAUGGUUCAGUUGACUUUAACAAAAACUGGCAAGAUUUCAAAGAUGGAUUUGGCUCAUUGGAAGGGGAACAUUUCCUUGGAUUUGAAAAUAUAAGAUCAGUGCUUACCCAGGGGGAAUAUGACAUGAGAACAUCAUUCACUAGUUGGGAACCAGAAACUCGGUAUAUUGAUUAUGAAAAUGUCAAUAUCGGUGAUGAAGCUAGUGGAUACCGACUCACAUACAAAUGGCCUGCAACUAAAGGCACGAUGACGAAUUCAAAUGGACUUGACCUGGCCUUCACAACUAAGGACCGAGACAAUGAUAGUUGUGGUGAUUGCAACUGUGCUAUUGAGUACAAAGGUCCGGGAUGGUUUGGGCGAUGUUUAGCAUCUAAUCGGUUUGGCCCAUAUAUUCAUGGUACCACAUGUCCAGGGUCAUAUUUGUGCAUGACAUGGGGUAGUGGUUGGCCAAAGUGGAUGGAUGGAACUAAAUAUAAUAGCAAAUACUCCUUCAAAGCAAUGGACAUGAAGAUAAAACCAAGCCUAGAUGUAAA